AUGAACGAGCAAGAAGAAGACCUUGAACUUGCUCCUAUUGACCCCGAAAUUGAACGCACUUUCAGACAAAGGAGGAAGGAACAAAAGGCUAGAAAACGUUGCAAUAUGGCCGAUGGGUUUGAAAUUGGAGGUGCUCAUAACGAAGCCAAUCCUAUUGCUUUGGCCGAUGAUAGAGCCCGAGCAAUAAGAGAGUAUGCAGCCCCUAUGUUCAAUGAGCUAAAUUCGGGUAUUGUGAGACCCGAAAUCCAAGCACCUCACUUUGAGCUCAAGCCCGUGAUGUUUCAAAUGCUCCAAACGUUACAAGGAGUAAGUGAAGAGGCUUUAAGAUUGAAGUUGUUCCCAUUUUCCUUGAGGGAUCGGGCUAGAGCAUGGCUUAACACUCUUCCUCCCGAUUCGGUGACUAAUUGGAAUGACUUGGCUGAAAAAUUCUUGAGAAAGUACUUUCCUCCAACAAGAAAUGCAAAGUUUCGAAGCGAGAUCAUGUCCUUUCAACAAUUGGAAGAUGAGACUACUAGUGAUGCAUGGGAAAGGUUCAAGGAGUUGUUGAGGAAGUGCCCACAUCAUGGUAUUCCCCAUUGUAUCCAACUUGAGACUUUUUACAAUGGUCUCAAUGCGGCUUCUAGGAUGGUGUUGGACGCUUCGGCUAAUGGAGCCAUUCUUUCCAAGUCUUACAAUGAAGCUUUUGAGAUUUUGGAAAGGAUAGCUAGCAACAACUAUCAAUGGUCAACUAAUAGAGCUCCUACAAGCCGAAAAGUAGCGGGUGUUCUUGAAGUAGAUGCUUUGACCGCUCUAACCGCUCAAAUGGCCUCAAUGACCAACAUUUUGAAGAAUAUGAAUAUGGGAGGAAGUGUACAACCAGCCGCUGCCAUUCAAAGGGCAGAAAUCUCUUGUGUGUAUUGUGGUGAUGGGCAUACUUUUGAAAAUUGCCCCUCAAAUCCAGCUUCGGUUUGCUAUGUGGGUAAUCAAAACUUCAACCGCAACAACAAUUCAUACUCAAACUCCUACAAUCCGGCAUGGAAGCAUCAUCCGAACUUUUCAUGGGGAGGUCAAGGGGCCAGUUCAAGUGGAGCACAACAAGCACAAGGAAAGCAAUCAUUUCCACCGGGUUUUUCUCAACAACCUCACCAACCUCAAGGCUCUCAAACUAGUUCUUUGGAGAGCUUAAUGAGAGAUUAUAUGGCCAAGAAUGACGCUGUAAUUCAAAGCCAAGCAGCAUCUCUUCGGAAUCUUGAAGUUCAAUUGGGGCAAUUGGCCAAGGAUUUGAAGAAUAGACCACAAGGCACUUUGCCUAGUGACACCGAAAACCCAAGAAGAGAUUGCAAAGAACAUUGCAAAGCGAAAAAACCAGCAACUUCAGCUGCUGAAAUUCCCCCAGUAGUUACAGCAUCCAGUCAGCAUUCUACUGCAGAAAAGUCUUUGCAAAAGCCACCUCUACCAUUUCCUCAACGGUUCAAGAAACAACAAGAUGAUGGUCAAUUCCGGAGAUUCCUUGAUGUUUUAAAGCAGCUCCACAUCAAUAUACCAUUAGUGGAAGCUUUAGAGCAAAUGCCAACCUAUGUGAAGUUUUUGAAGGAUAUUUUGACAAAGAAAAGGAGGCUUGGGGAGUUUGAAACGGUCGCUUUGACGGAGGGAUGUAGUGCUAUGUUGAAAAGUAAAAUUCCACCCAAAUUGAAAGAUCCGGACAGCUUUACAAUUCCUAUUUCUAUAGGGGGUCGAGAUGUUGGAAGAGCUCUUUGUGACUUGGGAGCUACAAGGCCAACCACCGUCACUUUGCAAUUAGCGGAUCGUUCCAUGGCUCAUCCGGAAGGAAAAAUUGAAGAUGUGUUGGUACAAGUGGAUAAGUUCAUUUUUCCGGCCGAUUUCAUUAUUCUUGACUAUGAGGAAGAUAGGGAAGUUCCAAUCAUUUUAGGGAGGCCAUUUCUUGCCACGGGAAGAACUUUGAUAGAUGUUGAAAAGGGAGAGCUUACCAUGAGAGCUCAAGAUGAGCAAGCCACAUUCAAGGUCUUUCAUCCUAUGCGUGCUCCGGAUGCAAUAGGAGAAUGCUUAGCAAUUGGAGAUAUGGAUCCUAACAUGGUUGAGGAGUCCAAAUUCAAAAAUAGUAAGAAGGUGAGAAAGAAGAUUCCCCUUAAAGAAAUUGCUAAGGAUCACGAGCCGCAAGAAAGCAAAGACAAAACAUCAUUUGACCCUAAAAAACCACCCAAAAAGAAGAGAAAGAAAAAGAAGUUUAGUAGAAAAUUUUGGUCUCAAAUGUUUGAAGUUGGGCAACAAGUGAUUUUUGCUAACUCUUUAAUGAAGGCUACUCAUGGACGACUAGAUUCAAGGUGUGAUGGAUCUUUCUUGGUGGUGAGAGUGUACCCCGAUGGGGUGGUAGAACUACGUGAUGCACUUUCAAGAAGAAAAUUUUUGGUGAAAGGCCAAGGAGUGAAGUUUGGGAGUGGUGAGGUUGAUCGAGCAAAGACCUCCAUCACAUUGGAAGAGGCUUGA
This is a messenger RNA of Cannabis sativa, 2484 nucleotides long. RefSeq lists its product as uncharacterized. The record is from RefSeq and is a predicted model, not a curated record. NCBI's taxonomy places the organism in Eukaryota, Viridiplantae, Streptophyta, Magnoliopsida, Rosales, Cannabaceae. Bases 1 to 2484 code for a protein of 827 amino acids. The transcript has 4 exons.